This is a messenger RNA of Entrophospora sp. SA101, 627 nucleotides long. The record is from the annotation of a GenBank genome assembly. Lineage: Eukaryota; Fungi; Glomeromycota; Glomeromycetes; Entrophosporales; Entrophosporaceae.
AUGUCAAAUAUGAUUGUCCGAGAAGUCAUAAAUCGUAGACAGUCAAAUUCAGCUGAUGAAUUUGCAGAAAAAAUGCGUACUGCCGCUGUAAUGCUUGCUCAAUUAAACGCAACGCAACAAUCGCGAGGUGCUGUAAACAGAGAUGAUCCAAGUGCCGCUGUAUUUCGAGAAGAUUGGAAUACUAAGAGAGAACGUAUUCGUAAGGCAUCUCCUUUUGGUAAUCAUCCUAACUGGCGUCUUUUUUCUGUUAUUGUUAAAACAGGAGCAGAUUUGAGACAAGAACAAUUAGCAUGUCAGUUAAUCAAGGAAAUGGAAAGAAUAUGGCAAAAAGACCAUGUUAAUGUGUGGGUUAAAUAUUAUCGAGUUUUAGUUACUUCUGAUCAUUCUGGUUUAAUUGAAACAAUACAAAAUUCUAUUUCGAUCCAUUCAAUUAAAAAAGAUGCUUAUGCUAAAAGAUUAAACGAAAAAGGAUUUGUAUUCACACUAUUUGAUUAUUUCGUCAAGACAUAUGGAGAUGUGACCUCUGAAGCUUUUUUGCGUGCUCAAGAUAAUUUUAUGAGAAGUUUGGCCGCAAUUGCUUUUUUUGAAUUGAUCGUUCCUGAGGAGAGAUACUAUUUUGCGAACUGA